Molecule: messenger RNA, 4485 nt
Organism: Penicillium egyptiacum
Lineage: Eukaryota; Fungi; Ascomycota; Eurotiomycetes; Eurotiales; Aspergillaceae
Source: the annotation of a GenBank genome assembly
AUGUCUCCUUUUUGGAGCACAGCGGUGGGCCUGCUGCUGUCCGCUGGAGUUGUCUCUGGACACUCAGCAUCCAGGCUGGGUGCUAGUCCUAGCUACAAAGGUGGCAACAUUGUUUGUCCUGAGCGAUGCAUGAUCUCGGGUCCGAAUCCCUCUAACUGGUCCAGCUAUCACAGCAUGGACCAGCUGGCGAGGUGCAAGGAGACCAUGUUCUACAGCUUCAAUGUCUAUGACAACGUUGAUGAAACCGAUUCUCUUCACCGUAUUUUUGCCUGUACUGCUUACGGCAACGACUGGAACGACGAUGUCAAGGCUAAGAAUGCGGCCUCACGCCCUGCUAAAGAGCAUGAGGUCAACUACGAGAUUGGGUGGUCAUCUCACUCAAAGGGUAGCGAAUCAGGCUACCGUUCAUUGAUCAAACAGAUGAGUGACUACGUCGCCAACGGACAUGCCUCCUCUGGUAAGACUACCAUGCUCUAUGCAGAGUUUGGUGGCGUUACCGCCGGUCUUUAUAUCGGAAACAGCCUGCGUAGUGAGAAGAUCAGCUCCAUUGCUCUAGAAGCCCUCGUGGAAGAUACGCACAAGUUCGAUGGUGAACGAGACUCCUUGACUAUGCAGCUCUGCGGACCUGAAUACGACUCUCAACACGUUUUUGGCUUCAUGGCCACCAACGGCGGAACCUUCGAGGAAAUUCAAUCCGCCUUACAAUCCUGGUCUAGUGCCAAUUGCCUUGACUUCGAUAAGAGCACGAAUUUUACUGCAAGUGCUCACUUCACAGCGCCUAUGCUUUCUUCCAUCAAAGCUAGCAAUUCGACCACCAUCUCCGCCGGUGCCAGCAAGUCCACCCCGAUUCACAACUCCCAUAAGCGAGCCCAUCAUCCUCAUAUAAGAUCCGCCGAGAAUAUCCUGGUCUCUAGAGAUCAAUGCAAAACCCAAAAGGUUCAACAGGAUGAUAGCUGCGCUGCCUUGGCCAAGAAGUGUGGCAUCAGUGGUGCGGACUUCACAAAGUACAACUCGGCGAAAGGGUUCUGCUCCAGACUAAGCCCUGGCCAACAUGUCUGCUGCUCCUCUGGUAGCAUGCCCGACUUCCGUCCCAAACCUAAUAAGGACGGGUCUUGCGCUACCGCCACAGUUGCUGACGGCGAGAGUUGUUCCACCAUUGCCGCCGCCAAUAGUCUAACCAACGAGGAUAUCGAAAGCUUCAACAAAAAGACUUGGGGGUGGAAUGGGUGCAAGAAGAUCUUCAAAGAUGCUGUUAUCUGCAUUAGCAAGGGCUCACCGCCCAUGCCAGCCGAAGUGCCUGAUGCCGAGUGCGGUCCUCAGGUCCCUGGUACCAAGCCUCCCAAGGAUAUGAGCACGCUCGCCGAUCUGAAUCCGUGUCCAUUGAACGCGUGUUGCAACACGUUCGGUCAUUGCGGAACCAUAGACGAAUUCUGUACUGACACCAAUACCGGAGCACCCGGCACGGCCAAGCCAGGUACUAACGGCUGCAUCUCUAACUGUGGCACAAAAAUUGUUAAGGGAAAUGCUCCCUCCGAGUACCGCAGCAUCGGUUACUAUGAGGGCUAUCAAUUCAAUCGAGAUUGUCUCUUCCAGGACGCGCUACAGAUUGAUGGAAGUCAGUACACACAUCUGCAUUUCGGCUUUGGCGAUAUCUCCUCCGAUUAUAAAGUGAGCAUCGAUGAUAAAAUGAUGAAGUAUCAGUUCGAGAAUUUCAAGUAUGUCUACGGCCCGAAGAAGAUUCUUUCUUUUGGUGGCUGGGACUUCUCUACACAGCCAGCGACAUACCAGAUCCUUCGCCAAGGAACUACCGCAGCCAAUCGUAAGACACUCGCGACGAAUAUUGCCAAUUUUAUCAAGGAUAAUAACCUUGACGGCGUUGAUAUUGAUUGGGAAUACCCCGGUGCCACUGAUAUUCCAGAUGUCCCGGCUGGUGAUGAAAAUGAAGGCAACAAUUACCUGGCUUUUCUCGCACUAUUGAAGAAUCUCCUGCCAGGGAAGUCCGUCUCAAUUGCUGCACCCGCCUCUUACUGGUACCUCAAGGGCUUCCCCAUUGCCAAGAUCAGCAAAGUUGUCGAUUACAUUGUCUUUAUGACUUAUGAUUUGCACGGCCAGUGGGAUGCUGGGAACCCUAACGCUCAGCCCGGCUGCGAUGAUGGCAAGUGCCUACGCAGCCACGUCAAUCUGACUGAGACAAUGAACUCCCUUGCGAUGGUCACGAAGGCUGGUGCCGACUCGGGAAAGAUCGUCGUCGGUGUCAGCAGCUACGGAAGAUCCUUCAAGAUGGCUUCUGCAGGCUGCUACGGUCCUGAAUGCAAAUAUACCGGAGGAAGACUGGACUCGCAUGCGAAAAAGGGAAAAUGCACGAACACAGCUGGCUACAUUUCCAACGCGGAGAUCAACGACAUCGUUGCCGACUCAUCCCGCGUCAAUGAGCAUUUCAUUGAUAAAGAAACCAACAGCAACAUUUUGGUCUAUGAUGACACCGAAUAUGUGGCCUAUAUGAGCCCGUCUAUUCGUUCCCAACGCACCGCCAUGUUCAAGGCGCAAGGAAUGGGCGGCUCUGUCAACUGGGCUACUGACUUGGAGAAGUACAAUGACCCACCUUCCGGCGUUAAGAACUGGAAAAACUUGAGGCUCCAGGUCCGAUCGGGCAAUGACCCCGUGCGCGGCAGUGGUGAACGCCAUGGCAACUGGAGUACAUUGGACUGCGACAACGAGUACUACACAGAGUUCCCCUUCUACUCGCCAGAGGCUCGCUGGAACGGGCUUGGUUGCAAUGAUGCCUGGAGCGAUCUCGUUUCCGACUGGAAGACGUAUAGAGAUGGCGAAAUUGACCAGUCCCAAUAUACACCAUUCGUCCCCUACAUUUCGUAUCUCCUUGGUCUCGGCGGUAACCGGGACUGUGCCGACAUCGUCACCGGCAUUGGCUGCAGGGAACCUAAGACAUGCAAAGAUCUCUCCCUGAAUAAGGUUGGGCCUGCGGGCGCUCUGAUCUUUAACGCUUUUGUCAGAAUCAGUUCAGCAUACGCCAAGUACCACCAUUCUAUCGUCUCUGCCUCUGCUCUUCUCAUUGAUAACUCCCUUAAAGACCUCGAGAACAAAUUUGCUCCUGUGCCUCCCAAAAAGGACGACUCAUGGCUGAGCAUUCUGCUGGGCUUCGUAUCCAUGGGCACACCGAUGGUCGGUGGCAAGUUUUUCGCAGAUGUUCUGUCUAAGCUACCUGCGAUGGCUGGACGAUCUGAGGAGGCUCUAAAGAAAGGCGAGACCGCUUUCAAUACCAUUCUUUCUGGUGGUGUGAUGGUCGGUACCAACCUGAAGGGCUCUUCAAGUGUCGAUGAAUGGACAGACCAGGCUCAAGAUCAAUUCUCUAACUACCUAGGUCAGGCUCUCUACGUCUGGGACAAUGUCACCAGAGUGGAUCUGCGAAAUCUGUUCGACGGCAGUGACAAAUCCAUUGAGAGGCUCACCGAACUCAUGUCCGAAGGCAAGUUCAACUCCGGCAGCAACGUUAAGGACGGGAAAACAGGUGAGGGCACUAUGGGUGAAGAGCCAACGAAAUUGCAGCGUCAGUCAGUUGAAGAUAGCUUUGUCCGCGCCUUCUAUGGGUUCGCCAUUCCUGCCGUUUGGAAAGCUUCUGGUCACCACCCUUUCAUCAUUGACACCGGUCGGGAUUGUGGCGACAAGGGCGUGUCCAAGUACACCAAGGACCUCAAAUCAGCUUGUUAUGGGGGACGAUUGUAUCAGUUGGCGGAUCCCGAUGGCAAGUCGCACCCCUGUAACUCCAACUGCGGAUUUCCAGGGGGCUGCACGUGCCCCGACAGUCCAUUCUCAAACCUCAAAGGCGAGAAAGAACUGGAUGGUAAGAGCUGGGGCAAAAUCAAGGUGGAGGAUAUCAUCAUUGGAGCCGUCAAGACGUACAAACAAAAUGGAGAAGAAAAUGGCGGUGGCCUCGCAGACCCGUCGAACGAUGGCACUUUUGAUGCUCUCGUCAAUCAAGACAUCACAACGCCAGGAUACAUUCGCCUGCCAGUGUGCAGUGAGACCAUGGCCCGCAAGUCAUGGGAGAACGCGGACGACACCGAUGGCACAAGAGACAAGGAUAACUUCCCUUGCAACGUGGCCAACGGCAAAGACUUCUGCGGCGCCUCGACCUUUGUUGAUCAGACCAGUGGUGCGUCGCCACCGGUGGACGACUGCAAGCAGAUUAUCAAGGACAUCCAGGGCACUAGUAAAGCGUGGCACCCUUUCAUCGAGAGGCAGCGUGGAAUUGUGGACUCUGGGAACUGCGUCUUUGGUGUCACUGGAAAGGGUCGCAAAGGUAACUCUCAAUUUGACAUUGGCGCUCAGGAUGUCAUCGACAUUAUCAAUGAUUCCAUUCACAAGUUCGGUGGCAGCGGCAAAAUCGGCGCUAAAGGCACCAUGCAAUGCAAUGGAAACAUCAAGAAGCAAAAUGUGGAAUGGGGCAUCUACUCAAAAGCGGCAUGA